AGAGUGGCUUUUGUAUGCCAGUUGUUUUUAAUUUGCCUAUUUUUUUGCCUGGUUUUCAAGGUCGCAUCUUGAAAUCAUUACUCGCCGUGUUGAUUCCGCAAAUCGUCGUGAAACAAAUCGUUCUUCCCUCCCCGCUAUCGACGCGAACACGCGGAGUCAAUCGCACGUCGCGAAAUAGAAGCGGCGAACUCUUAUUUAACAUGGUCGACCGAGCCGACAGUACUCAGUCUACCACCGGCCGUAACACAAGUAUUCGCAUUAUCUUACUGAUUCCUCGGCGAAUCGGUGAGUCGUCGCCAGUGCCGCGAGAAUUCAUGGUGCACGUUGACGGGGUGAAGGAUCAUGGUGUUUUCGAUCGUUUGUCUUGGCCUGCUUCUCCUGCCGGGUUUCUGCCGCGGUCAAGACUUCAGUUACGAAGGAAGUCAAGGUCCAUCGCACUGGGGUGAGGAGUAUCACACGUGCAUUGGGAAACACCAAUCGCCCAUUAAUAUAGAGGAGCACGAUGUCAAAAACGUCAGUCUGCCACCAUUGAGAUUAAUCGGCAUUGACAAUCCGUGCCAUUCGUACGUAACGAACAACGGUCACACAGUUAUGCUGAGAACCAACGAAUCCAAAGCGGCGAUGUUAUCCGGAGGACCAUUAGGAGAUAAUGUCUAUGUGUUUGAACAAUUGCAUUUUCAUUGGGGCGAAAAUGAUUAUGAAGGAUCCGAAGAUUUAAUCAACAACCAUUCGUUCCCGAUGGAAAUGCAUGCCGUUUUUUACAAGGAAAAUUACAAAUUGAUAGAUGAGGCACUUAAGCAUGAGGAUGGUCUGGCUGUCUUAGCAUAUUUGUACGAGGUAAGCCCUCAACCAAAUCCAACGUAUGAGUCUAUUGUAAAAAUAUUGCCCGAUAUAGAAGAGAUGGGUAAAGGAAAAAUAUUGCAAGAGCCUCUGUUAUUGGGAGAAUUACUCGUACCAGAUAUUGCAAAUAUACAGGAUUACUUUACGUAUAAUGGCUCGUUAACCACUCCACCUUGUCUCGAGGUCGUUACGUGGAUUGACUUUAAAGAUCAUCAACAAUUAUCACACGAGCAGUUGGCUGCGUUUCGUGAUUUGCGGAAUCGCGAAGGCAACAAACUGACUCACAACUUCCGACCAGUUCAGCCUUUAGAGGAUCGCGUAGUUCUUCAAAACAUUCCGAAAGAGCAAAACACGCCGAUUAGCACUUCUCACAACCAUCAUCAUGGGCAUUCAGGACAACGGGAUAUCAAGAUUCCGAUUUUGUUCGUCGCGUUGGGAGCUCUUGCGGCAAUCUUUGCAAUGUUUAUAAUGUGAAGUCCUUCAUGUGAAAUAUUCUAGUCAAAGAGUAUUUUUUAAUUAACUUUUAAAGAGACAGAAUGACAGUGAUGACGCAAAACAAAUGGUGAAUACGAGUAAAUAUUUAAAAAAGAAUCAAAUUUUAUUUAUAAUAUCUUUUAAAGAUUAUGUUUAAUUGGGCAAACAUUCCGAAAUAAACGUCAUCCCGGUAACUUAUUUAAAGUAACAACAGAAUAUAUUUUAUAUAAUUUUUUUUUUAAACUUGCAGUGAUAACUUAUUUCUUAACAUUAAUAGCAACAUAAGUAAUUCAAUGUAAGUUCAAGAUCAUGACACAUACACACACACGUACAUGAACUAAAAUAUUACCUCACGUAUGUAAGAUAAUUGCAAUUAAUAAUAAUACACAACAGUUACUAAGAUGAAGUGUUUGCAUUACGAAUAUCUGCAUUCAACAGCUUUGCAACUGUUGCAAAAUUCUUUUUAACUAUUUUAAAAUAAUUCUUUACGAUUGGUUAGAGUUAAGUUUUUGCCUUUAGUUUCUACUAGAUCUGAAUAUACAAACUAUUUAUACUAAAGAAUCUUACAACAGUUGCAAAGCUGUAUCUUUUGCAGAAUGCAGCCAUUGAAUUUUAAAAUUAUAUUAAUAGAUAUAAUGUUAUGUGUCAUUUUCCGCGCGAGCGAGUUUAAGCAAGUAAAUAUUUAAUUCGUAUAGAGCUCCAUAAGUUAUUUAAGAGUACCCCAUGUGUUACAUGUAGAUAUAAUGACGAUUUAUAAAUAAUGAUUUAUGAAUAUUGAUUACUAGAUAUAUAUUCUAUACAAAAAAUAUAUAUAAUUUAUUGCAAAAUAUACACGUUUUCGAUAA
This is a messenger RNA of Solenopsis invicta (red fire ant), 2159 nucleotides long. Its product is annotated as carbonic anhydrase 1. Gene Ontology annotation, cellular component: cytoplasm. The transcript has 6 exons. NCBI's taxonomy places the organism in Eukaryota, Metazoa, Arthropoda, Insecta, Hymenoptera, Formicidae. The record is from RefSeq and is a predicted model, not a curated record. Gene Ontology annotation, molecular function: carbonate dehydratase activity; zinc ion binding. Bases 343 to 1314 code for a protein of 323 amino acids.